Molecule: messenger RNA, 333 nt
Organism: Colletotrichum abscissum
Lineage: Eukaryota; Fungi; Ascomycota; Sordariomycetes; Glomerellales; Glomerellaceae
Exons: 1
Coding region: 1-333 (110 amino acids)
Source: RefSeq, a predicted model, not a curated record
AUGGAGAAAAAAGCCCACCGAGUCUUGUCUGGGGGGUACCCCUGGAUCAGGUACAGGGCUUCUCAGGCCCCACGGCCGUCAUGCCGGGCAGUUGGAUCCCUUCCCACGACGUGGGACCUUUCGCCGCCGCAUCUCCCUGAAUCCCUCCCCGGUGGACAAGUGGGAGGAUCGUCUUGUUUCUUUUUUGCGCUGGACAUGCCAUGGUCCAUGGUCACCGCCGUUCCAAUCUUAGAUCCAAAUUUUUUUGCUUCCUCGACCCAGGCAAUGGUACGGUCCCGGUGGCCUGUCCCCCAGCUGGGUCUGGUCUGUGUCUGGGGUGGCCCUGGGCUUUGA